This is a messenger RNA of Sungouiella intermedia, 186 nucleotides long. The record is from the annotation of a GenBank genome assembly. Lineage: Eukaryota; Fungi; Ascomycota; Pichiomycetes; Serinales; Metschnikowiaceae.
AUGGCACGGAAAAAGAAAUCCGAAGCUCUUUCUGAUAAGCCCGGUGGCUAUUUCAAAAUGCCACAAAUUGAUGGAGAUACCUUGAAUAGUUCUGAUUGGUCUAGCCUGGGCGGAUUACCUGAAAUCUUGAUACAAUCCAGAACUGGUGCCGGAAUUUGUCCGUCGCGCCAUGCACUACUGAGAUAA